Meira miltonrushii is the source of this 1358-nucleotide messenger RNA. RefSeq lists its product as uncharacterized. The record is from RefSeq and is a predicted model, not a curated record. NCBI's taxonomy places the organism in Eukaryota, Fungi, Basidiomycota, Exobasidiomycetes, Exobasidiales, Brachybasidiaceae. The annotation marks the transcript as partial. The transcript has a single exon.
CUUCAUCAUAAUUCCUAUAGUAAAGGUGCAAUAUACAUAGGAGCACUUUUGGCCCUCUAUUGACAACUAUAAAAUGACAAACAGGAGAGGCGGAUGGGUAUACGAAUGAAUGAGAGGAGGUAUCUUUGGCGUUUGAGGAGAUCAUUCUCUUCAUCUGUACGAUUUUGCCCCAACAUCCCUUGUUAAAAAUCUUGUGUUCUUCAUGUUACCCCUUCUCUGUUCCCAUGCUUCAAAUACGGUAGUAUCGGUACAAUUUGGAGAAUGACCAUACGUUGUUCGGUGAAAUCUUCUUGCUCCUAUCGUAGCAACGUAAAGGUUUCAAAAGAGGCAAAAGUUUGUGUGCUCUUCACUUUCUGUUCCCCAACAAAUACUCACUUUUCCCUCUUUCUCACACAAAAAUGAAAGCUUUCACCACGGCUAUUCUCGUUUUGGCAAUCGGCUUGGCCAAUGUCCAAGCUGCGAAGAAAUGCGUUCAAAAUUACAACAUUGGACAAUCUGACAAGCAUGGCCUUUCUUGUGGUCCUGGAAAAGAACCAUGUGUUGCUUUGUUGAACGAAGGUAAAUUUAUCAACAGCCCUUCCAAGCCAGUCAAAUGUGAUUCAAACAAGAAAGUAUGUCAAUAUGCCGAUGAUUCAAUGUUGACCGUUCAAUGCAAUCAAGGUACGGUUACAGUGCAAUUUGUUGGUAGCAAGAACUAUGCAACUGCUCAAAACCAUGCACAAAAUGCACACACCUACUUUGUUUCAAAUCAAUGCACACACCCAAGUAAAUUGCAUUCAAAUCAAAAGGGUGAUACUUUGGUGGUGAACUGCAAUGCAUUGAAACCUGAUGCCAACGGUAAGCCAACUGCAUGCAAUCCAGAUUACGCUUAUAAUCGUGAUAAGGCCGCCGUCAAGAACGCAUUCCAAUGUGGUCCAGGAAUCGGAAAAUGUGUCACAGUUGAAGGAAAAGAUGGUGAAAUCGUCAGAAGCCCAAGUCAACCAGUCGCAUGCGAUCCUGAUGGAAAAUUCUGCAAAUUUGGUGAUACAGCAAGUUUCUCUGUUAAGUGUAAUCAAGGAACUUACAAGGUCGACUUUGGCAAAAAAGAUAAAUUCAGUGGUAAAGUUAACAACUCCAAUGCCUACUUUAUGAGCAACAAGUGUACCGGACCAAGUAAGGAUGAAUCAACUUCUAAUGGUGAUUUGUUGGUCGUCAACUGUAAUCCUCUUGCUCCUCCACCCGACGCUGGUGCAGAUCCGGUUGCGGAGUCCAAAGUGAAUUAGAUGAUUCGAUUCUCAUUCAACCUUCAUAUUGACAGACGAUAUAUCUGUAGUCAUUCACCUUACAUUCUCAACUAAUCCAAUCUUUUGCCUCUUUCC